Molecule: messenger RNA, 2411 nt
Organism: Anastrepha ludens (Mexican fruit fly)
Lineage: Eukaryota; Metazoa; Arthropoda; Insecta; Diptera; Tephritidae
Gene: rngo
Product: protein DDI1 homolog 2
Exons: 6
Coding region: 413-1813 (466 amino acids)
Biological process (GO): proteolysis
Molecular function (GO): protein binding; aspartic-type endopeptidase activity
Source: RefSeq, a predicted model, not a curated record
UUGGACGAAAAACAUAAGCAAACAAAAAGUGGAAAAGAUUGAAGGAAGGGAAGAAGACUGGAAGAAAAUAUAAAAAAAGAAUCAAACCGAGAACCUCCUGUUUUUGGUGACGAAUCAAAGAAGUGAAACGCAUACUGCAUUGUUUUCGAAUACAUUGAUUAUAAAUGUACAACAAAGAAAAUUGUUGCAAAUAUUAAAAGCAAAUUUUACUACGACCAGCUCGUUUAAGCAGAAGGCAUACUAACAGUUCUUGUGCUUUGGUUCGGCGCAAGCCAUAAAUAACAGCAACCAAAACGUACAGUGCAACACAAUAAUAGAAGCAUUUUAGUGCCCCUUGUAAUUACUCUAAUCCAUCGACUGGUGAAGAAAAGUGUAUAAAGUUCAAUUUAAGAAAAGCUAAAAAUAUAGAAAAAUGAAGAUAACUGUAACUACGCUGACAGAUAGCGUGUUUUUCUUGGACGUUUCCGAAGAACUGGAACUGGAAAACUUCAAGGCGUUCUGUGAAGUUGAGUCCGGGUUGCCCAGUGCAGAGAUCAUGAUUGUAUUCAAUGGAGCUCCAUUAUUGGACGACAAAAAAUCGCUCAAAUAUUUCGGCAUUAAAGAUGGUGACUGUGUUAUAAUACAACCAAUUGCACGUUCCGCAAGUACUCCAGCAGUUGGCGGCCUAGCCUCGUCAAUUAGUAGCUUAGAUUUCAGCAAUAUUCGAGUACCCGGUUCAAGUGGUAGUGGUAGUGCUGGAACUGGACUGGCACCAGGUUAUCGUCCGGCACCCACCGGUAUGGAUUACUCCGAUUCUGAUGAAUUGAAUGUUAACUACGAUGAUGAUCCGGCUGCAGUGCGUCAAAUGUUUCUAUCAAAUCCGGAAUCCUUAUCAUUGCUCAAACAGAACAAUCCAAAAUUGGCUGAUGCAUUACUAUCGGGAAAUUUGGAGAAUUUCGCUAAGGUAUUGCGCGAUCAAAUCGAUUUGAGAAAACAACGUCAGCUACAACGCUUACGUAUGUUAAACGCGGAUCCCUUCGAUGAGGAGGCACAACGUCUUAUUGCCGAGGAGAUUAAACAAAAAAACAUUCAGGAUAAUAUGGCCGCAGCUAUUGAAUACAAUCCCGAAAUCUUUGGCACUGUCACUAUGCUAUACAUUCAUUGCCGAGUCAAUGGUGUACCAGUAAAAGCGUUCGUCGAUUCCGGUGCGCAAACUACAAUUAUGAGUGCAGCAUGCGCAGAACGCUGCAAUGUGAAUAGACUUAUCGACACUAGGUGGAAUGGUGUCGCCAAAGGUGUAGGUACUCAACGUAUCAUUGGGCGGAUACACAUGGUUCAGUUACAGAUUGAAAGCGACCAUCUAACUUCGAGUUUUUCAGUUUUGGAAAAACAACCUAUGGAUAUGUUGCUCGGACUAGAUAUGCUGAAGCGUCAUCAGUGUAACAUUGAUUUGCAACGCAAUGUGCUGCGUAUAGGUACUACCGGUACCGAGACCCCAUUCUUGGCCGAAAAUGAACUACCAGAUUGCGCACGUCUCACCGGUAAUUCCGAGGAGGAAUUAAAACUGUUGGAGCAAUCAGCUAGUGAGGCCGAGUCGCGGGCCAUACAGCAAGCAAUUGAACAAAGCAAAAAGGAUGCAGCAUCAACUUCAAAGAGAUCUCAAGGUGGUACCGCUAAUGAUGUUUCAGCGAAUGAUACCUUCACUGAGAGUGAUGUUGCCGAUUUGGUAAAGCUUGGUUAUAAGCGUGAUGACGUGAUUGCUGAAUUACGUCGGCAUAACGGAAAUAAAACGCAAGCAACUGCGGCGCUUAUUGCAAAGUCAUUGAAAUUUUGAGAAGACCUUGGCGUCGUCACCACUGUCGCCGCCCUAAAAUAAUAGAUCACAACGGAAAAAUAACACAAAGAAAAUACAACGCAAUUUUAAGCAAAAAAAUUUUAGAAUAUCCAUGCCGCUAUUUACAUUAUAUGUUUACAUAUAUAAGUAAUAUACAUAUAUGUAUAUACGUAAACGCAAAAUUAUCAUUAAAUGUCGACAGAACAUUAUCAACAAAGAGUAUCAACAUUUAGAAAAACGCGGAUGCUUUGGGAAUGGAUUAAGCCUACCACAAAUACAAACUACCUCAGGCUAGAGCAUUUCUUAUUUUAUACACAUGGAAUGGAUGAAGACUGCUAAGGAUUUGUGGGGGAAAAAACCACGAGACUCGCUUGCAUUGAGGAUAGUACUACAAGAAAGGGGCAAUCAAUACUAGACAUUGAAUUAAUGAAUGCGAACUGUCAUCGAGGAAACAUUGGUGUAUGAAGGACUGUAAAUUACUUUUUAUAACAUCAUUUUUGGGUAUAGUUUAGUAAAAGAAAAAUUUAUCGUAUAUGAGGGGUUAAAAAAGGCAAGAAUAGCAUGGCAAUAAAUAAAGAAAAUAAAUGUGAAAUUUGAA